CGUGACAUCGCAAAUCCAGGUAAUUGAUUGGUUGCCCAUCUGACCAAUCACCUUGCGACGCCCUCUGCCGUUCGCCAUCUUAAGAUGGGGCACUCUGCACCGCACUGGAAUCGAGUGAAGCCUCCAGAAGGCCUUUUUGGUUGAGGGCGGAAGUGAUCGCUGCGUGGUGCCGGCAGCACCAGAAGUGCCUGGGCACGCGAGGGAGCCACGCUCAUCAUGCUUCGUCGGGAGGCUCGCCUGCGCCGCGAGUACUUGUACCGCAAGGCCCGGGAGGAGGCGCAGCGAUCCGUUCAGGAGAAGAAGGAGCGAGUCAAGCGUGCUCUAGAAGAAAACCAGCUGAUUCCCACUGAGUUACGCCGGGAGGCUCUAGCCUUACAGGGGUCCCUGGAGUUCGAUGACGCCGGCGGUGAAGGUGUCACCAGCCACGUAGAUGAUGAAUAUCGGUGGGCUGGGGUUGAGGAUCCUAAGGUCAUGAUCACUACCUCCCGAGACCCCAGUUCUCGCCUGAAAAUGUUUGCGAAGGAACUGAAACUGGUGUUCCCAGGUGCCCAGCGCAUGAACCGAGGUCGGCAUGAGGUUGGAGCGCUAGUGCGAGCUUGCAAGGCCAAUGGGGUCACCGACCUGUUGGUGGUCCAUGAGCACCGAGGCACGCCGGUGGGGCUCAUUGUCAGCCAUCUGCCUUUCGGUCCUACUGCCUACUUCACACUGUGUAACGUGGUCAUGAGGCACGACAUCCCUGACCUGGGCACCAUGUCAGAGGCCAAGCCUCACCUCAUCACCCAUGGCUUUUCCUCACGGCUGGGCAAGCGGGUGUCUGACAUCCUUCGAUACCUGUUCCCUGUGCCAAAAGACGACAGCCAUCGGGUCAUCACCUUUGCAAACCAGGAUGACUACAUUUCAUUCAGGCACCAUGUCUACAAGAAGACAGACCAGCUGACUGAGGUCGGGCCUCGAUUUGAGCUCAAGUUGUACAUGAUUCGCCUGGGCACACUGGAGCAGGAGGCCACCGCGGAUGUGGAGUGGCGCUGGCACCCCUACACCAACACCGCCCGCAAGAGGGUCUUCCUGAGCGCUGAGUGACCUGAGCGCUGGCACCCCUACACCAACACCGCCCGCAAGAGGGUCUUCCUGAGUAAGCUUAGCCGCCAGCCAGUCAGGAUCAGAGACUUGUCACAGACAGAUUCAGUAAUCCUAAAUAGAGACUGGGAGAUCUAAAUAAACCCUCUACGUCAUGCUGCCUGCUGCCUCUGACUGGGCCUACUGUCUGUCAGGACAGACCUGAAGGAUGGAGCCCACAGACUGUGCGUUGAGGACCUAAUGACUGUGGCUUGACUAGGCCCCUCGGGUGGGGGAGGAGUGCAGAUGUGCACUGGAAAAUGAAUGGUUACCUUCUUGGGAGUCUGGCCCUGUGAGCACGUUUUUCCUAUGGUUUAGGGUCAGUCUUUGUCACCAGCAGCAAGCCGACACUGUUCUCAAGUGCCAGCCUAACUUGUCGGUUCAACUCUGCCAAGCAGGUGCUCCCUCCUGUCACUACGAGCUUCUCCCCUCAGCCUCCUUGUUAACAGAGAACGACUCUGUGACUUAAUAUUUCAUGAAUAAAUGCUAGGCCGACAGCUAGUGCCUGUUCCCUGCCUAGCUCAUUACUCA
This is a messenger RNA of Apodemus sylvaticus (European woodmouse), 1647 nucleotides long. It is a transcript of the gene Imp4, whose product is annotated as IMP U3 small nucleolar ribonucleoprotein 4. Gene Ontology annotation, molecular function: rRNA primary transcript binding; snoRNA binding. The record is from RefSeq and is a predicted model, not a curated record. The transcript has 9 exons. Gene Ontology annotation, cellular component: Mpp10 complex; nucleolus; small-subunit processome. Gene Ontology annotation, biological process: rRNA processing. The coding region runs from base 217 to 1080 and encodes 287 amino acids. Lineage: Eukaryota; Metazoa; Chordata; Mammalia; Rodentia; Muridae.